CGGAAAGCGCGAUGGCAGAAGCCGCGGGGAGCCGCGAACAUCCGGCGCUGGCGGCUCUCAAGGGCGAGGAAGACGCGGAGAUGUAUCUGGAGCCCGGAUCCUUUGACCUGCCUGCAGCGGCGAUGGGGAGGAGAAGGGAGCGGAGGAGCGGGGUGUUGCUGGCCGGGGCCGGGGCCGCCGCCGAUCCCGAAGCUAGUCUUCUGGAGGCGGCCCGGGCGACCCCUCGGAGGAGCAGUAUUAUCAAGGACCCUGCAAACCAAAAAUGUGGACGCAAGAAGACGGUGUCUUUCAGCAGCAUGCCGUCAGAGAAGAAAAUAAGCAGCGCGAGUGACUGCAUUAGCUUCAUGCAGGCUGGUUGUGAACUGAAGAAAGUCCGCCCAAACUCCCGUAUUUAUAACCGAUUUUUUACUCUUGACCCCGACUUGCAAGCGCUUCGCUGGGAACCAUCUAAGAAGGAUCCUGACAAGGCUAAACUGGAUGUUUCUGCUGUAAAAGAGAUCCGUUUGGGGAAAAACACGGAAACUUUCAGGAACAAUGGGCUUGCUGACCAGAUUUCUGAAGACUGUGCCUUUUCCAUAAUUCACGGGGAGAAUUACAACUCCCUGGACCUAGUUGCCCAUUCAGCAGACGUGGCCAACAUUUGGGUAUCAGGCUUGCGUUAUCUGGUUUCCCGUGCCAAGCAAUGCUUGGAUUUAAUAGAAGGCGAUCAGGAUACUCCACGGUUUGCGUGGCUGAAAUCUGUGUUUAAGGCCGCAGAUGUGGACGGUAAUGGGAUCAUGUUGGAAGACACAGUGGUAGAGCUAAUAAAACAGCUGAAUCCUGCCUUAAAGGAGUCAAAGAUCAGGUUAAAAUUUAAAGAAAUCCAGAAGAGCAAAGAGAAACUGACGACGCGUGUCACGGAAGAGGAAUUUUGUGAAGCAUACACUGAGCUUUGCACUAGACCUGAAGUUUAUUUCUUGCUGGUGCAGAUAUCUAAAAACAAAGAAUACUUAGAUGCCCAUGAUCUCAUGAUUUUUUUAGAAGCUGAGCAAGGGGUCACACAUAUAACUGAAGAAAUGUGUCUCGAUAUUAUUCGUAGGUAUGAAUUUUCAGAGGAAGGAAGGUUGAAAGGUUUUCUUGCCAUUGAUGGAUUUACUCAAUAUUUGUUGUCCCCAGAAUGUGAUAUUUUUGACCCCACACAUAAAACGGUUGUCCAAGAUAUGACCCAGCCUUUAUCACAUUAUUAUAUUAAUUCAUCUCACAAUACCUACCUAAUAGAAGAUCAGGUCCGGGGCCCAGCAGAUAUCAAUGGUUAUGUCAGGGCGUUGAAGAUGAGCUGCAGAAGUAUUGAACUGGAUGUUUGUGAUGGUCCAGAUAAGGAACCCAUAAUCUGUAACCGCAAUAGCAUGACAUCCCCUCUGUCCUUUCAGUGUGUCAUUGAGGUGAUCAACAAAUUGGCCUUUGUUUCUUCAGAGUACCCUCUUAUUCUCUGCUUGGGAAACCACUGUUCCAUACAGCAGCAGAAGGUCAUGGUUGAACAGAUGAAGAAGACUUUCGGAACCAAGCUGUACACCGAUACACCACUACCAUCGGAAGCGUACCUCCCAUCUCCAGAAAAGCUGAAAAUGAAGAUCAUCAUCAAAGGGAAGAAACUGCCUUGUGAUGAGGAUUUAUUGGAGGGAGAAGUCACUGAUGAAGAUGAAGAAGCUGAAAUAUCUCGAAGAAUUUCUGAAGAAUGUUUUGCGGAGCCAAAGAUGACUUGGUUAUGCAAGGAGCUGUCUGAUGUUGUAUCUAUAUGUAAAUCUAUCAAGUUCAUUGAUUUUGAGACCUCAAUGAAGAAUCAGAACUAUUGGGAAAUCUGUUCCUUCAGCGAAGCAGAGGCCAGUCGAAUUGCAAAUGAGGUUCCAGAGAACUUUGUAAAUUAUAAUAAGAAAUUUUUGUCUCGAAUAUACCCUAGUGCCAUGAGAAUAGAUUCCAGUAACUUAAACCCCCAAGAUUUCUGGAAUUGUGGCUGCCAGAUAGUGGCAAUGAAUUAUCAGACACCGGGGCCGAUGAUGGAUUUACAUACUGGCUGGUUUCUACAAAAUGGAGGAUGUGGUUAUGUCCUUAGGCCUUCCGUUAUGCGAGAAGAGGUUUCUUACUUCAGUGCAAAUACGAAAGGCAUCGUUCCAGGGGCCUCUCCUCAAGUCCUACAUGUCAAAAUCAUCAGUGGCCAGAACUUUCCAAAGCCCAAAGGAGCCUGUGCCAAGGGCGACGUCAUCGAUCCCUACGUUUGUCUAGAAAUCCAUGGGAUCCCCGCAGACUGCACAGAACAGAGAACUAAAACUGUUCAGCAGAACAGUGAUAACCCCAUUUUUGAUGAGAGCUUUGAGUUUGAGAUGAAUCUCCCUGAGCUUGCGAUGAUCCGUUUUGUGGUGUUGGACGACGACUAUAUUGGCGACGAGUUCAUAGGCCAAUGCGCCAUCCCCCUGGAGUGUUUACAGCCGGGCUAUCGACACAUACCUCUGCGCUCCUUCGUUGGAGACUUCAUGGAGCACGUGACGCUUUUUGUGCACAUUGCAAUAACGAACCGAAGCGGCGGAGGGAAACCCCAGAAGCGCAGCCUGACGGCAAGGAUAGGAAUGAAAACUAGAGACUAUACCAUGCUGAGGAACACAAGCAUGAAGAUCAUAGAUGACAUCUUCAAACUAGCAGUGCACCCGUUGAAAGAUGCCACCGACAUGAGGGAGAACAUGCAGAAUGCAAUUCUAUCUCUGAAAGAACUGUGUGGGCUUCCACCAAUUACCAGCCUGAAGCAGUGCAUUUUGACCUUGGCCUCCCGGCUUGUGAACAGCGACAAUGUCCCCUCAGUCGCUCUCUCUAUAAAAGACAGCUUUCCUUACCUGGAGCCUUUGGGGACUUUAACUGAUGUGCAGAAGAAGGUCCUUGCUGCCUAUGACCAGAUGAUUCAAGAGAGCAAAUCUCUUAUAGAGACCGCGGACACUGUUUAUGACAAGAUUGUUCAGUGCCAGAAAGCAGGAAUGGAACUCCAUGAAGAACUUCAUAACCUGGGAACCAAGGAAGGCAUGAAAGGAAGAAAGCUCAGCAAAGCCAUUGAGAGUUUUGCAUGGAAUAUCACUGUGUUGAAGGGACAAGGGGAUUUGCUCAAGAACGCCAAGAACGAAGCCAUGGAGAACAUGAAGCAGGUCCAGCUGGCUUGCUUGUCAUGUGGACUGAGCAAAGCAGGAUGCGGGAAUGUGGAUGCGAAAUCCAAACGGUGCCUCGAGGCGAUUGAAGAAAAAGAGGCAGGCGAUGAAAAUGGGAGGCUGUGAAAGGAGCCAGUACUUCCCGGCAGAUCAUAUAUUUCAAUAGCCCGAAAUUAUUUUUUUAACACAUUUAAAAA
Elgaria multicarinata webbii is the source of this 3361-nucleotide messenger RNA. RefSeq names its product phospholipase C like 1 (inactive) (gene PLCL1). Gene Ontology annotation, biological process: phosphatidylinositol-mediated signaling; release of sequestered calcium ion into cytosol; lipid metabolic process. NCBI's taxonomy places the organism in Eukaryota, Metazoa, Chordata, Lepidosauria, Squamata, Anguidae. Gene Ontology annotation, molecular function: phosphatidylinositol-4,5-bisphosphate phospholipase C activity. The transcript has 6 exons. Bases 12 to 3290 code for a protein of 1092 amino acids. The record is from RefSeq and is a predicted model, not a curated record.